AUGUCGGCAACGCCACUUACCUACUUCCAGGCAUCCAAAGGCAGUAACCCAAAAGCAGCUAUGUAUGGACAGCUGGUGACCCAGGACCAGCUUGUCGGCAUGGGCGCUGGGACCCAAGACCCAGAUGCCGACCUAGUCGCUCUGGAAUCUCGCAUUCCAGGGAAGAUUCGGGAGCCCAGUCAUGCCCCUCUCCGGCGACUCAGCGUGGAUCUCAUAAAGACCUACAAGCAUAUAAAUGAAGUUUACUAUGCAAAAAAGAAACGGCGUGCUCAACAGUCUCAAAAUGAAGAUUCCACAAAUAAAAAAGAGAAGAAAGUAUAUAAUGAUGGUUAUGAUGAUGAAAACCAUGAUUACAUCGUUCGGAAUGGGGAAUUUAUAGAACGUUAUGAAAUUGAUUGUCUCAUUGGCAAAGGUUCAUUUGGUCAGGUUGUGAAAGCAUUUGAUCAUGAAGAACAAUGUCAUGUAGCCAUCAAAAUCAUAAAAAAUAAGAAACCUUUUCUAAAUCAAGCUCAAAUAGAAGUAAAAUUAUUAGAACUUAUGAAUCAUGAAGAAGUUAAUGAUAGUUUUUAUCAACUUGGCAAAGAAAAAAUUGUAAUUAAAUUAAAAAGGCAUUUCAUGUGGAAAAACCAUUUGUGUUUAGUUUUUGAACUCCUUUCAUAUAAUUUAUAUGACCUGUUACGAAAUACAAACUUUCGUGGUGUGUCUCUCAACCUGACUAGAAAAUUUGCUCAGCAAAUGUGCACAGCACUAUUGUUCCUCUCUCAUCCCAAUCUCAAAAUUAUACAUUGUGAUUUAAAGCCAGAAAAUAUUCUCCUCUGCAACCCCAAAAGAAGUGCAAUCAAAGUAGUUGACUUUGGAAGUUCUUGUCAACUUGGACAAAGAAUUUAUCAAUACAUUCAAAGCAGGUUUUAUAGGUCACCUGAAGUUCUAUUAGGCAUUCCUUAUGAUAUGGCUAUUGAUAUUUGGAGCUUGGGCUGUAUUUUAGUUGAGAUGCAUACUGGUGAACCUCUUUUUAGUGGAGCUAAUGAGGUGGAUCAGAUGAACAAAAUUAUUGAAGUUAUUUCCAUGCCACCAAAACCAAUACUUGAUCAAGGCCAUAAGUCUAGGAAGUUUUUUGAAAAACUAGUUAAUGGCACCUAUGUGAUGAAAAAAUUGAAAGAUGGAAAGAAAUAUCGAGCACCAGGGUCCAGAAAGCUUCAUGAUAUUCUUGGAGUGGAAUCUGGUGGUCCUGGUGGUCGGCGGCAAGGAGAGCCUGGACACAGUGUGUCUGAUUACCUGAAGUUUAAGGAUCUGAUAUUGAGGAUGUUGGACUAUGACCCAAAAACACGAAUUACUCCUUAUCAUGCUCUGCAGCAUAGCUUCUUUAAGCGAACAGCUGACGGAAGCACGAACACUCUCCAUAACACUAUUCUUAGCCCACCAAUGCUGGAGCCUGCGGAUCAUGAUUCCCAAGAAGAUCCGGAUAGGAAAUUGAGUGAAAGAUCAAAAAAAGAUGAACUUUCUCAUUUUCAAUCUUGUUCAAGUUUUGGAUCAACAGAUGUUCCGGCUUUCAGCGACCACUCUCUGAUCAAUCCUAUACACCAGCAACAGAGCAGCUGCACUCAAACGAAUGUGUUCAGCGCGCCCGUAGCCGGGACGUCGGCCAUGGACUGCGAGAGCCCCCACGUGGGCACCUGCUUCCUACCGACAGGCAACCGGUGCUUACACAAGAACCACCUGUUCUACGCCUGCGGCGCCUUCAGCUCGACCGCCGUGUCCUCGAGGCAGGCGGCCGACGGCGACUACCACCUGCAGUCCGGCGAAAACUCAGGACCUGUACAUAGUUUCGAAUAUCAAAAGAACCUUCACUCAUCCCACUUCAAGGACGCGGUGGACGGCUCGGAGCGAGACGCCAGGAGCCACCCGUCUUCCUCUUUUUCUAGGACUUCCGUGUCUUCCGAACUCACCCCCAUGGACACGUCCAUAUUCGCCGUUCCGCAGGCGCUGGACUGUUCCCCGAUGGGCUCACUGAACGUGCAGCUCGGUAGUCAUCAUCAGUUUUCGUACAUAGACCCCGCGUUCAGCGAAGCCAGCAUAUAUGUGAACACUCACGUGCCGCCCAGCACGACGGCGGCGUCUCAGCCUUCUUCGGUACAGCUGUCCUCGCAGAAAGAGACGCAGGAGGCGGACGGCUCCGCAGAGACUUACUCCAACCCAAGCUCACUCAUAACUCAUUAA
Molecule: messenger RNA, 2217 nt
Organism: Uloborus diversus
Lineage: Eukaryota; Metazoa; Arthropoda; Arachnida; Araneae; Uloboridae
Product: dual specificity tyrosine-phosphorylation-regulated kinase 1B-like
Exons: 10
Coding region: 1-2217 (738 amino acids)
Biological process (GO): positive regulation of DNA-templated transcription; protein autophosphorylation; peptidyl-serine phosphorylation
Cellular component (GO): nucleus
Molecular function (GO): ATP binding; transcription coactivator activity; protein serine/threonine kinase activity
Source: RefSeq, a predicted model, not a curated record